This is a messenger RNA of Tilletiaria anomala UBC 951, 1074 nucleotides long. RefSeq lists its product as uncharacterized. The transcript has a single exon. The record is from RefSeq and is a predicted model, not a curated record. The coding region runs from base 197 to 811 and encodes 204 amino acids. NCBI's taxonomy places the organism in Eukaryota, Fungi, Basidiomycota, Exobasidiomycetes, Georgefischeriales, Tilletiariaceae.
CGAAAACUACAAAUGCUACAACAGUGAUCCAUUGCUCCAAUAAAAGGGGCAGCAACUGGUGGGACGCCGACGGGAAAGUAUGGCAACCCUAGUUACAUGUUCGGGAGCGUUGGAGCGGAUUGCUUUUGUUAGGGUUGCAGUGCACGGACCAUUUUGCGGUCAUGGGGCAUGAGUGUGCCAUCACUGUUGACUGUGAAUGGGUGACUGGCAGGCAGCAUCGCCACCCGUGGGGGCAGCAACAGCAGCAUCAGUAGGUGGCGCGCGAGUCAAGUCAGAGAAGAGUACAGACAGGCAGGGCUGGGCACUGGCGCCCUUGAGAGUCCCAGCAGAGAGAGUCUGUCUCACGGAACACCAUCGUCAUGCCCCAUCUGCCAUCCUUCUCGGGUCAAGUCGAGUGAGCAGCACUCUUUCGAUUGAAACAACGAACACACCCACCCGCAAGCCGACAUCCAGCUUGGUACUCACACAAACGCACGCUCGGGCACACAACUUGCCAGCCCUCCCCGCCGCGCCGCUGCAAGUCAAAUUUGCGUUACCCAACAUAUCCCAGGCGAGCCACAAGAGGAGGCGCUCUCGUUCUUCAAUCACAAUGGCGGACCAACUGGUGAGUCUAUCGCUUCCCCUUCCCUCCCCUGCAUCUUCCUCCUCCCCAUGCUCCUCUUCCAGUCGGGCAGCGCAGUGCAGCAUGGAGGAUCGUGUUCAUGGAAGAAAGGAGAAAGGGAGGGAGAAGGCGGCACGCUCGGCUUUGCUGCCGCUCCUCGCUCGGCAACAGGAGCCUGCCAGCGCUGGCCAUUCGGCAGGCAGGUUGUGAAGAUGGGAUUAGGAACAUUGCACGCGAAGUGGCGCUGUAAUCUGGUCAACAGACAGAGGUCUGGUCACCAAAUGGAAGACAAGAAGGCGAGCCGCUGUGUAAGCGCUGCAGGACAUCCACCGACGUCCUGAUCAAGCACAGCACAGCUCGCGUCGGUCCCCAUACAGCAGUAGCAACACCAAAACAAUCGUACACAGGGACCUGGCUUGCAGCUACACCGCGCACUUCCGGACCUCAGCAAUCGGCAUUGACUUCAGCUCGCC